AUGUGUGACCUCACCCAUUUGAGUAACUUGAGGACAUCCAGCGAUCUCACGAUGCUUUACAAUGCUUUAUUAUCCUUUACAGCAUUUAUGUUUUGUCUUAGUCUUUUCCUGGUACACAGAGCCAGUGUUUUAGAAAAAGAUUUUCGAAAACUCCAAGGGGACAUAAUUCUACAAUUAAAUCAGCCACGUUCUGAGGGAGUCAAAGGGAAAAUGGCCAAGAUGUCUCUAACAAGGGAGGACAUAAAGCCAAAUACUUUGCAAAAAGCACAGAGUUCUCUGAAGAUAUUGUCUAGGAGAGUAAAACGGGAACAGGGCAGCUGCAAAGUUCCAACAUCAUUCCUGCAGUUAACAACUAACACAAACAAACAGCCAGACAUAAGAGGAAAUCUAACAGUUAUCCCUUGGACUGUUUCUGCACAGCAAGGAAAUGCAAUUUCACUAAAGGAAAACAGAAUUGUUGUCCAAGAAGAUGGAUUUUACUUGGUGUUUGGACAAGUUUUGUUCAAUAGCCCAAGUACAGUUAUGGGUCAUAUAAUUCGCAGUUGGGCUUUCAAUAAAACUUGGACCACAUCAACAGAGCUGUUGCGUUGCUUGCAAGAGAUGCCUGAUGAAACUCCUGCCAAUACGUGCUACACUGGAGGCAUAGUACAGCUGCAUCAAGGCGAUGAGCUAGAGUUGGUGAUACCAUACAGCCAACAAACCCUCAUCUCUAUGGAUGCAGAAUCCACCUUUUUUGGUGUCAUACAGCUAAACUGAAACAAGUCAGUCUGAAGAUUAUAACAACGCUGCUCAACGCUGCAGGAAGUGGGAAACUGACACUGAGCUGUGUGAGGGGAUGCUGAUAAUGGACAGAAGUGACAACAGCAGGAAAACUGUUGGGACAUGUCAUUAAUGUCAGGACAAUACAUAAUCAACUUUUUAAAAGAACUGCCCAUCUGGUGUCAGUUUCUUUCACAGUACUUUUAAAAUCCUUAGCUUUGAACUGUGUAUCUUUCAGGUACACCUGGGCCUGUCCUCUAGCAGUGUUUAUGUGUGCUACCACCUCCUUUCAUCAGUCUAUUUUAGCAUGUCUCUUUAUACCUUGCUGGGGGCUUCCCUUCAGCUCAACCUCCGCGCUGUCUGUUUAUUUGUUCCUCUCGUCUAUUUUAAAAUGGUUUCCGUUUUCCUAAUACUAUAUCAGGAACAAACAAAGGGAUAAAUAUACAUACAGCUCUGCCGGUGUUGUCCUAGUUAACAUGAACUCCUUCGCACUGUAAAUACUUAAAAAUAAAUGAUGAUAAAAUUAAAGUAGAUAUAGUCGGGAUAAAAUGUAAAAGUACAAAUAAAUUCUCAUAUUGUGUACAACUUUGCAACUACUUUUGAUUGUGUUAUCUGUAUAACUGAUCACAAUAAAUAGAAAAAAAUAUGCAA
Messenger RNA from Eleginops maclovinus (Patagonian blennie), 1410 nucleotides. Its product is annotated as tumor necrosis factor ligand superfamily member 13B-like. The record is from RefSeq and is a predicted model, not a curated record. Gene Ontology annotation, molecular function: receptor ligand activity; tumor necrosis factor receptor binding. Gene Ontology annotation, cellular component: membrane. Lineage: Eukaryota; Metazoa; Chordata; Actinopteri; Perciformes; Eleginopidae. Gene Ontology annotation, biological process: immune response; positive regulation of B cell proliferation.